AAAAAAAUCGCGACACUUGAUAAAAUUCUAAUUGUGCAGAAAAAUUGUUUUUUGAAACGAACAUGCAUUCGAAAACUCUUCUUACUCUGCUUGUACUGGCUGCAUUACUGGCAUCAGCACCCUCCAUCGAUGGCGCUAAAAUACUUGCAGUUUACGCAUAUCCCGGCAAAAGUCAUUUUAUGAUGCAUCGUGUGCUGAUAAGCGAGCUGGUGAAAAAUGGGCAUGAGGUUACGAUGAUAACAGCUUAUACGAUGACGUCACUCAAUCUGGGCAGCAACUACACAGAGAUACUCAUCGAACCGGUUUAUGAUUACUUGAAGGAUAUACAAACAAGUUCUGGCGUCAAUUCGAUAUUUGAUAUGUCAAAGGACGUGUCUGGCUUUUUGAUUAUGAUUAAAUCAUUAUGCAUAGCCAGCACUGAGCACGCGCUCAAACAGCCCAAAGUGCAGGCCAUCAUCAAUGCCAAACAGACCGAAGGUGUCUACGAUUUGCUGUUGGUCGAACAAUUCUAUCAAGAAGCAUUUCUAGUAUUGGCUCACAUCUACAAUAUACCAGUAAUCAGUACAGCGACAUUUGCUAAAGAACAUUAUAUGAGUCAGAUGUUUGGUCUUAUAACACCUUGGUCGUAUGUGCCACACGGUUCGCUACCUCUCACAGAUCAAAUGAGUUUUUGGGAGCGUGUACAAAAUGUCUAUAACUCACUUUACACCGAUUUCAAUCGAGAAUUUCAAUAUUUUCCUAUGGUGGAUGCGAUGGUCGAGAAAUAUUUUGGACAUCUACCAAUCAAAUUCCCAAGCGUUUCAGCAAUGGAGAAGAAUCUCUCUGCCAUAUUAAUCAAUAAUCAUACACCGUUAUCUACGGCAGGCCCAACUAUGGACAAUAUGAUCAAUGUUGGGGGCAUGCACAUUUAUCCACCAAACCCACUUCCCACCGAACUUCAGUCGUUCUUGGAUGGCGCAGAAAACGGUGCCAUCUACUUUAGUUUGGGCAGCCAGGUGGAGAGCAAAGAUAUGCCGGCGGAAAGAUUGCGAAUUUUCCUCGAUGUAUUUCGCAACAUGAAACAACGAGUUUUGUGGAAAUUUGAAAAUGAAAGCAUAAUUAAUUUACCAGCAAAUGUUAUGGUGAAAAAAUGGCUGCCACAAAGCGAUAUUCUAGCACAUCCUAAUGUGCGAGUAUUUAUAACCCACGGCGGCCAGCUGGGCACGCAGGAAGGUGUGCAUUAUGCCGUGCCAAUGCUGGGACUGCCAUUCUAUUGUGACCAGCACUUGAAUUUGAAGAAGGCUGAGUUUGGUGGUUAUGCCAUUACUUUGGAUUUCCACACGCUUACACGUGAUGAUUUGAAGAAUGGUCUGCAGCAGUUGCUUUUCAACUCAACCUAUCGUGACACUAUCAAACGAAUCUCGCGAAUUUUCCACGAUCGUCCCAUGGGUCCACGUGAGACAACGCUCUACUGGAUCGAAUAUGUGAUACGGCACAAGGGCGCUCGUCAUUUGCGCGCUGCUGGUUUGGAUUUGAAAUGGUACCAAUUCUACUUGGUGGAUGUCGUUGUUUCAUUAAUGGCAGCGGUUAUUUUAACGCUGAGCUUGAGUUUUUUGUUAGUGCGCUGGAUUUUCCGCAAUCUCAGUUGUUGGCAAGAAAUUAAACAAAAAACUCAAUAAUGAAUGAUUUUCAUAA
Messenger RNA from Anastrepha obliqua, 1674 nucleotides. Its product is annotated as UDP-glycosyltransferase UGT4-like. Gene Ontology annotation, molecular function: UDP-glycosyltransferase activity. NCBI's taxonomy places the organism in Eukaryota, Metazoa, Arthropoda, Insecta, Diptera, Tephritidae. The record is from RefSeq and is a predicted model, not a curated record. Bases 63 to 1658 code for a protein of 531 amino acids. The transcript is spliced from 6 exons.